AUGAAUGAAUAAGAGAAGAUUACAACUACACUAACUAAGAAAAUCUCUGAAGAUGAAAUGAUAAAUGAAAAAGAGGUUCUUUAAUCUCUUUCUUAUAUAAACUUUAAACUUCUCAAUGUAGUAUAUUUAAUUGUAUAGCUUUAGACAUUAAUACUAUAGAAUAAAUAAGAAAACAAUGUAAUAAUUUUAUUCAAAGCAUUGUUAACUAUUUUUCAAGAUUCUGAAAAUUGGAUUCCUAAAAAUAUAAAGGAUUGGGCAACCAUCUAAAGAACUAUUGGACACACAUCAAAAUUCAUUCAAAUGUUAUAAAAUUUUAAAAAAUAUUACAUAACAGAGUGUAAAAUAUUACAAACUUAAGAAUUAUUACAAGAUGUUUUUGUAUAAAAGAUAUCAUAAAGAGCAAACAAUCUAUUAAAAAUUGUUAAAUCACUACUUAAAUAUUAUAGCAAUCCUUUUAAUUAAUCAUUGAAUGAAGAUUCUUAAUUAACUGGUAAAUUUUAGAAUGAACCUCCCUUGAGUCCAAUUAGAAUUUCAAAUCUUAUGGAGUAAGACUCAGAAAUAAUUAUGUAAGAAUUAAUCAAAAAAGAAAAAUUUAGUACAAUUUAAAAUGAGAUCAAAUAAUCAUGUCAAAUAAGUAAGAUAAGAUCAAGAAGUCCAACAACUGCCUCUUCUGGAAGUAAAAGUAGAACUAUUUAAUCAUGUUAAAAUCAUAGAUUAUCUAUCCCUAUAAGCAAUCCUAUCAGAUAACUAAGUAGUUCCCAAUAAAAAUUGAAUUUCAAUAUCAAAUCAUAAAGAAAAACAAAUAAUAAUAGAGCAUCACUAAAAUCUAGUGAAAUCUAUUUUAGAGAGAGAUCACAAACGAAUACUCAAAGUAAAUUAGAUCAAGUUGAGAAAUCACCUAUAUAAAGAAUUAAAUAGUAAAGUGCCAAGGAUUCAUUGUUUAUUAAAAAAUCAACCCUUAAAAAUGGUAAAUGA
Paramecium sonneborni is the source of this 975-nucleotide messenger RNA. Lineage: Eukaryota; Ciliophora; Oligohymenophorea; Peniculida; Parameciidae. The record is from the annotation of a GenBank genome assembly.